Molecule: messenger RNA, 4783 nt
Organism: Microtus ochrogaster (prairie vole)
Lineage: Eukaryota; Metazoa; Chordata; Mammalia; Rodentia; Cricetidae
Gene: Cep120
Product: centrosomal protein 120
Biological process (GO): interkinetic nuclear migration; positive regulation of centriole elongation
Cellular component (GO): centrosome
Source: RefSeq, a predicted model, not a curated record
UCUAUCCCCGACUGCCCUGGUCUCUAUCGCCCUUUGUCCUCCAGCCUCCCCAGGGCUCUGGGCCUGCGGGCCUGGUUGCUAGGCGGAAGCGGGGCGCGGUGGCGUCCGCUGCGGCUGCCCGGGCGUUUGAAAAGCGGCUUAGCAGGCGGCAAAAGGUGCCGGGGCUGUGGGCUUGUGGGGCGCGGUCGCCGAGCCGGGGUAGGGUUAGGGCCUGGUCGGCGGCCCGGGGGAGCGGGGCCGGGCGCUGCGGAGGCUCCCUGGCCUGCGGGGUCCGGCUGCACGCCUCACGGGGGUUCCCUUCCCUGCAGACCCCGCCGCCGCGACCAUGGUCUCCAAAUCCGACCAGCUGCUCAUCGUUGUAUCCAUCCUAGAAGGCCGCCAUUUCCCCAAACGUCCAAAGCAUAUGCUGGUGGUAGAAGCAAAGUUUGAUGGAGAGCAGCUGGCUACCGAUCCUGUCGACCACACUGACCAGCCCGAAUUUGCUACCGAGUUAGCCUGGGAAAUCGACAGGAAAGUUCUUCAUCAGCACAGGUUACAGCGCACUCCUAUCAAACUGCAGUGCUUUGCCUUGGACCCUCUGUCUUCUGCCAAGGAAACCAUAGGCUACAUUGUUUUGGACUUAAGAACCGCUCAAGAAACAAAGCAGGCACCUAAGUGGUACCAGUUGCUGAGUAACAAAUACACCAAGUUCAAGUCUGAGAUACAGAUAAGUAUCACUUUGGAAACAGAUACAAAGGCACAGGUGGAUAGUUUUAAAGCAAAAGGAGCCCCUCCUCGGGAUGGAAAAGUUCCUGCUGGCCUGUCUGGAGUCGACCCAAAGGACAUUGUUGCUGUGUUGAAUGAGGAGGGAGGCUACCAUCAGAUCGGACCAGCAGAGUAUUGUACUGACCCCUUUAUUCUGUCAGUGACCAUAGCAUUUGCCACCCAGCUGGAGCAGUUAAUUCCAUGUACCAUGAAGCUUCCAGAAAGGCAACCUGAGUUUUUCUUUUACUAUUCUUUACUGGGAAAUGAUGUUACAAAUGAGCCGUUCAACGAUUUGAUCAACCCAAACUUUGAGCCCGAGAGAGCAUCUGUUCGCAUACGCAGCAAUGUAGAGGUUCUGCGUGUGUACCUGGCUCUCCAUUCGAAACUGCAGAUUCAUCUCUGCUGUGGAGAUCAGUCACUUGGAAGCACAGAAAUACCUUUAAAUGGCUUACUGAAGAAGGGCAGUACAGAAAUCAACCAGCAUCCAGUCACAGUCGAGGGUGCGUUUACCCUUGACCCUCCGAACCGAGCCAAGCAGAAGCUUGCGCCUGUUCCUCUGGAGCUGGCCCCGACUGUGGGUGUGUCCGUGGCUCUGCAGAGAGAAGGCAUCGAUUCCCAGUCUUUAAUUGAAUUAAAGACCCAGAAUGGACAUGAACCUGAGCAUUCAAAGAAGAGAGUUUUAACCCCCAUAAACGAGAAGACACUCGCUGGACCAAAAUCACCAAGUGCGUCCCCUGUGCCACCUCAGAACCAGACUCCUCCAGUCAAGGAUGACGCAACAGAAAGUGAAGUGGAGAGCCUGCAGUACGAUAAGGAUCCCAAGCAAAGCGCAAAGGGCAUUAGUUCUGUACCUGCUUCACAGGCCCAGCCAGUGGCCACCUCCAACGCGUCAGAAGUGGUGACAUCAGGACAGAAGAUUGCUGUUCCAGCAACAUCACAUCACUUUUGUUUUUCAAUAGACUUAAGAAGCAUCCAUGGCUUAGAGAUUAGUUUUCCAGUCAACUGCAUAUUGAGGUACUCCUACCCCUUCUUUGGCAGUGCGGCUCCUAUUAUGACUAACCCUCCUGUAGAAGUUCGGAAAAACAUGGAAGUUUUCCUUCCCCAGUCUUACUGUGCAUUUGAUUUUGCAACUAUGCCUCACCAGCUGCAGGACACCUUCCUACGGAUCCCACUGCUGGUGGAAUUGUGGCACAAGGAUAAAAUGAGUAAAGACUUACUCCUUGGGAUUGCAAGAAUCCAGCUUUCUAACAUCUUGUCUGCAGAAAAGACCCGGUUUUUGGGCGCUAAUGGUGAACAGUGCUGGCGGCAGACUUACAGUGAGAGCGUGCCUGUUAUCGCGGCCCAGGGGUCAAACAACAGGAUAGUAGAUCUUUCUUACACGAUGACCCUGGAAGACUAUGGACUAGUGAAAAUGCGUGAGAUCUUUGUGUCCGAUUCAUCUCAGGGUCUGUCUGCUGUGCAGCAGAAGCCAUCUUCUCCCCUCCCAGCUCCCUGUCCUUCUGAGGUCCAGAUGGAGCCUCGCGAGACCUUAGAGUACAAGGCUGCACUUGAGCUAGAGAUGUGGAAAGAGAUGCAGGAAGACAUAUUUGAAACUCAGCUAAAACAGAAAGAAUUGGCUCACAUGCAAGCUCUUGCAGAAGAAUGGAAAAAAAGAGACCGGGAAAGAGAGUCACUAGUGAAGAAAAAGGUAGCUGAGUACAGUAUCCUAGAAGGCAAACUUCAAAAAGCCCUAACUGAGCUAGAGAACCGAGAGCAGCAGCUUGCCAGUGCGGAAGUGGAGCUUCAAAGAGAGAGAAAAGAGCUGCAGUCAGAACGGGAGCGGAACCUUCAAGAACUUCAGGACUCUGUCCGCAGGGCCAGAGACGACUGUGUUCACCAGGUGGAGCUGGAGAGGCUGAAGCUGAAGCAGCUGGAAGAUGACAAGCACCGGCUUCAGCAGCAGCUUAGUGAUGCUGAAAAUAAGUACAAGAUUUUGGAAAAAGAGUUCCACCAGUUCAAGGAUCAACAAAGCAACAAACCAGAAAUACGGCUGCAGUCAGAAAUAAAUCUCCUCACCUUGGAAAAGGUUGAACUUGAAAGAAAGUUGGAAUCUGCAACCAAGUCUAAACUGCAUUACAAGCAGCAGUGGGGACGAGCUUUGAAAGAACUUGCCAGACUCAAGCAGAGGGAGCAAGAAAGUCAAAUGGCUCGCCUUAAAAAGCAGCAAGAGGAGUUGGAGCAGAUGCGGCUGCGUUACCUGGCUGCCGAGGAGAAAGAGACGGUGAAAACUGAGCAACAGGAGCUGCUGGACAUACGGAAUGAACUGAACAGGUUAAGGCAGCAAGAGCAGAAGCAGUACCAGGAUUGCAGAGAGAUCGCAGGUGGGAAGCUGGGCAGCCCGCGGGGCUCCGCGCCAGACGAUGGCCUGGAUGACUAUCUGACUCGGCUGAUAGAAGAAAGGGACACUCUGAUGAGAACCGGUGUAUAUAACCACGAAGACCGGAUAAUUAGUGAACUGGACCGGCAGAUCAGAGAGGUUUUGGCAAAAAGCAUUGCCAGUAAUUCAUAACAUUUGGGAAAUCUUUGCAGGUACUCUAGGUCUGAAUUUUAAUUUUUUGUGAAAUCCUCAAAAGCAAGGAAAAUGACUAUUUUGGAAUGUUCUUUUUAAUUUUUAUAAGCUGAAUUUUAUAUGUUACUGUAUAUAGUAUUUAUUUGAUCUUACUUACGCUACCUCUCCUAUGCUGACUUCAUUUGUAAUUGUAUUUUACAUGCUCACUUAAAAUGACUUUUCAGUGUUCUUCAGUUUAAAAUCUGUCGUCUGGCUAUACAAACAGCUUUUCACAACUUGUUCUGGGAGAACUGACUGCAGUAAUUUCCAGCUAUAUAAUUUUUCAUACUGAGCCAAAUGAGUAUGUGUUGCACUUUAAAAAUACUGUGCCCUGCUCCCUUCAAUUGUAGAUAUCUUUAAGUUGAAGCCAAUUAUAAAUGUAGCCAUUUUUUAAAAUCAUUUUAUAUGACCAGUCUUUUCCCCUUAUUUGCAGUCUCAGGCAGAGAAGCUGUAUGGCAUAUUGGGUGACAAAUUAGUCAUUUGUUUAAAUGCAGUUCAUGCAGAUUAAAUUUAAGAACAAUUGAAUACCAGAUUUCAUGGUACUCUAAGAAUAUAGUAAUAGCUGAUCCGACCUUCCCUUACGGGCUCCUGCUCACGACUGUGAGGUUGUCGUUAGCAAAGUUAUAGGUUGCCUCUGUUCCUCACUGCGCUGUCGCAGCUUCAGAAAUAGAAUGUGGGGACAGACACCUAAAGGCAUUAGCUGAAAAGACAAGUGAAGCUGAGCUUAUUUUUUAUUCUUUCUACAGUCAUUUUUCAAAGGCGCCUGAGAGUAAGUUUAUACAGAGCCAUGUCCUGUAAGCCUCCAGAGUCCCUUUGUAUCGUCUUCUCCAGAGCCACCUCUAGCCUCAUGGCGGCACUUAACCACUAUCUCCACCUGACACUGAGCAGGGCAAUCAGCAAACUCCCAGUUCAGGUCAGAUCUUAAAAUAUAUAAAGUUCAAAAAUUCUGAUUCCCAAAUAUAACAGAUUUAAGCGUAUACUUUAGGAAGGAUGUACUAAUUACCAGUAACUUCAACAAAAGCAAAGUAGGUUACAUGGUAAUGUUCUUUAAGUAUAUUUCUCGUUUGUGAAAUUGAAUCCCCUAUAGGCAUCAUAUGCUUCUUUUUUUUAAUGAAGUCUUAGUCUUCUGAAAGCAACCCAGGAGUAAAUAACAGAAGGGUAACUGGAAGCGAGGGUGAUGAGACAGAUAAUCAUAGCACGGAUUUGAAAUAUGAAUUAUGGUUACAUGUUCCUGAUUUUUCCUGACACACGGAUGGAGCAAAAGUAUUUUUGUUUUGGAAGAUCCUGGCCCAACGCUGGCUCCUCCACCAGGAUCUUAAGAAGCCUGGAGCUUUCCAAACACUAGAGGGUGCCUUAGAGUUAACAGAAAGGACUUGGCUAAAGUGUGUGUGCUGUGCCUUCUAGAAAGCCAUCUCUGAGCCACCGUAAUCUGACAAAUAAAAUCCUAACUGU